GAAGUGAGGGCGCCUUCCGGUGGCAGAGGCUUCGCGCGAGGUUCGUGUUGCGCAGGCGGGAAAGUGACCCCAGGUGCCUCCGGCUCGGCCGACGACCGGUGUUCGCCGGCUGCAGCGGGGCGCUAACCGCCCUGGGCGUCCUCCCCACCGGGUCCCGCCGCCCGAGGCGCCCCAGGCGCUGCCCUGCCAGCCGGGCGCGGGCCGGAGGGGACAGGAGCCGCCAUGGCCGACACGCUGGAGUUCAACGAGAUCUACCAGGAGGUGAAGGGGUCCAUGAAUGAUGGGCGGUUGCGCCUGAGUCGCCAAGGUGUGAUCUUCAAGAACAGUAAGACAGGCAAAGUGGACAACAUCCAGGCUUCAGAGCUGGCAGAGGGUGUCUGGCGCCGUGUAGCGCUGGGCCAUGGUCUCAAACUGCUUACCAAAAAUGGCCACGUCUACAAGUAUGAUGGUUUCAGGGAAUCGGAGUUUGACAAACUCUCAGAUUUCUUUAAAUCCCACUAUCGCCUGGAACUGGCAGAGAAGGACCUAUGUGUAAAAGGGUGGAACUGGGGAACUGUACGGUUUGGAGGCCAGCUUCUCUCCUUUGACAUUGGGGAGCAGCCAGUGUUUGAGAUCCCUCUCAGCAACGUGUCACAGUGCACAACGGGCAAGAAUGAAGUGACGUUGGAGUUCCAUCAAAAUGAUGAUGCUGAGGUGUCCCUCAUGGAGGUGCGCUUCUACGUCCCUCCCACACAGGAGGAUGGCGUGGACCCUGUGGAGGCAUUUGCCCAGAACGUGCUGUCCAAGGCAGAUGUCAUCCAAGCAACUGGGGACGCCAUCUGCAUAUUCCGGGAGUUGCAGUGCCUGACGCCACGUGGUCGCUAUGAUAUCCGCAUUUACCCCACUUUUCUGCAUCUGCAUGGCAAGACCUUUGACUAUAAGAUUCCCUACACCACUGUGCUGAGGCUCUUCUUACUGCCCCAUAAGGACCAGCGGCAGAUGUUUUUUGUGAUCAGCUUGGACCCUCCAAUAAAGCAGGGCCAGACGCGCUACCACUUCCUGAUCCUGCUGUUCUCCAAGGAUGAGGACAUCUCUCUGACUCUUAACAUGAAUGAGGAGGAGGUGGAGAAGCGAUUUGAGGGCCGGCUCACAAAGAAUAUGUCCGGUUCCCUGUACGAGAUGGUCAGCCGGGUCAUGAAAGCGCUAGUGAACCGCAAGAUCACUGUACCUGGCAACUUCCAGGGGCACUCAGGGGCCCAGUGCAUCACCUGCUCCUACAAGGCCAGCUCAGGGCUGCUGUACCCACUGGAGCGUGGGUUCAUCUAUGUGCACAAGCCCCCUGUGCACAUCCGCUUCGACGAGAUCUCCUUUGUCAACUUUGCCCGUGGGACCACUACCACCCGCUCCUUUGACUUUGAGAUUGAGACCAAGCAGGCCACACAGUACACCUUCAGCAGCAUAGAACGGGAAGAGUAUGGGAAGCUUUUUGACUUUGUCAAUGCCAAGAAGCUGAACAUCAAGAACCGAGGACACAAGGAGGACAUCAAGCAGAGCUACGAUGAAUAUGCUGAUUCAGAUGAGGACCAGCAUGAUGCCUACCUGGAGAGGAUGAAGGAAGAGGGCAAGAUCCGUGAGGAGAAUGCCAAUGACAGCAGCGAUGAGUCUGGGGAAGAGACAGAUGAGUCAUUCAACCCUGGGGAGGAGGAUGAUGAUGUGGCAGAGGAGUUCAACAGCCAUCCCUCAGCCAGCUCCUCUAGUGGUGAUGGUGACAGUGACCGUGAUGAGAAGAAACCAGCCAAGAAGGCCAAAAUUGUCAGGGAGCGCAAACCUCGCAAGAAACAGUUGGAGGGUAAGAAAAGCAAGGACCCCGAUGCCCCCAAGCGGCCAAUGUCUGCCUACAUGCUCUGGCUAAAUGCUAGUCGUGAGAAGAUAAAAUCAGACCACCCUGGUAUCAGCAUCACCGACUUGUCCAAGAAGGCUGGGGAGCUCUGGAAGGCCAUGUCCAAAGAGAAGAAAGAGGUGUGGGAACGCAAGGCAGAAGAUGCCAAGAGAGACUAUGAGAAGGCCAUGAAAGAAUACAGUGUUGGGGGCAAAUCAGAGAGCUCCAGGACGGAGAAGUCGAAGAAGAAGAAGAAGAAGCAGGAGAAACAGGUGAAAGGGAAAGUGGAGAAGAAGGGGGUGUCCUCCAAGUCCCCAUCCUCCAAGUCCCCAGUCAAGCCCACCACUGAAAGUUUCAAGAGCAAGGAGUUUGUCUCCAGUGAUGAAAGCUCCUCAGGCGAGAGCAAGAAGGAGGACUCGGAGGAGGAGGAGAUUGCCAGCACACCCCCCAGCUCAGAGGACUCAGCAUCUGGCUCAGAUUAGAGAACCUACCCCUGUCCUCCUUUCAGCCCUGCCCCUUGUGCCAAUGGCACUGUUCUUAGUCAGCAGGGUAAGGCCCAGUCCUCUGUGCCCAGGUUUCCCGUCACCCAGCUGGGAGGACUGGAGGGGUGGUGUCGUAUCGGGGUCCACUCCAUUGGUUAGAACCAGAGCUUGGCUCUGCUCCUUCCCUGAUGCCUCUGCCCUGGCCCCAGCCACCACCUUCCCUUGUGUCCUGCUCCCUGAGCUCUACCAUCCUCCACAGCUCCUGCUGGUGAGGGUUUAGGAAGCACACACUUCCUUUCUUUGCAUGUCACUGAAGGUUACUUGGGAGGUCCUUUGUGUGAUAGGCUGUGAAGAGGGGUGGGGGAGUGCUGGGGAGCUGGCUGCAAGGGCUCUCUGGCCCUAUCAGUGUUUUUAUGUUUCCAUUUGUUUCUUCUUUUUGUAUUUCUGGGCUGCCACAUGAUUAAUGGGUUGAAUUAAAAAUCAAGUGACUUUGGA
Molecule: messenger RNA, 2835 nt
Organism: Gavialis gangeticus (Gharial)
Lineage: Eukaryota; Metazoa; Chordata; Crocodylia; Gavialidae
Gene: SSRP1
Product: structure specific recognition protein 1
Exons: 17
Coding region: 223-2340 (705 amino acids)
Cellular component (GO): FACT complex; nucleus
Molecular function (GO): histone binding; nucleosome binding; DNA binding
Source: RefSeq, a predicted model, not a curated record